AUGUAUUCUGGUAAUGCAACUGGGAGCAGCGGAGGCUCUUCCGGCACCGGCCGCUACCGCGGUGUGCGGCGUAGGAGCAACGGAAAAUGGGUGUCUGAGAUCCGUGAGCCGAAAAAGCCUAGCAGGAUUUGGUUAGGCACAUUCCCUACACCUGAAAUGGCCGCAGUGGCUUAUGACGUGGCAGCUUAUGCUCUCAAGGGUAAGGAUGCUGAGCUCAACUUCCCUGACUCCGCUUAUUCCCUUCCAGUCCCCGCUUCACUCUCGGCGCAUGACAUUCAGGUGGCGGCAGCCGCUGCAGCGGCGGCUGCUGGAGCCGCGAAGGAUGCUAUGCAGACGCCAACAGGGAAUAAUAACUUUUCUGGGGCACAAGAGAAUCAAGCAGAUAUGAGUAACCAGUUUGUGGAUGAGGAUUUGAUCUUUGACAUGCCAAAUGUUCUGGUCAAUAUGGCUCAGGGAAUGCUGCUUAGUCCUCCCCCUUUUGACAUUGGUGUGGAACCGAAUAGCCCAGAAAACAUCGAAAAUGAUGAAACAAGCCUGUGGAAUUUCCCCUAA
Sphenostylis stenocarpa is the source of this 552-nucleotide messenger RNA. The record is from the annotation of a GenBank genome assembly. NCBI's taxonomy places the organism in Eukaryota, Viridiplantae, Streptophyta, Magnoliopsida, Fabales, Fabaceae.